AUGCCUCAUCCACCACAAAGAAAAUCUCAGACUAGUGCCGCUGCCUCUUGCCGAUGGGUUCAAGAAGAAUCAAGUGAAAUGGAUGUGGAGGAGGUUGAUGAUAUUUUUGAUGCAAUAGUUGAUGAGAAUGAUGGUUUUCUAAAAAAAUUGGAUUACUUGAUCAUAGGCGAUUUAUUCGAAUUAUGCAAGGCUGAUUGUGGAUCUCGUCGUUUAUCUGUCUUGUUGUAUACGUUGUUACGUAUUACAGGUCAAAGCUGUCGAUUUACCGAUGAUGUUCUUGAGAAAAUCGGUGCUUUUCGACGUGUUCAUGCGCAUAAAUGGUCGGAAGUGUUCAUUUGUGGUGAUUUCGAUACAUUUACUGCUGAUGGUCGGGGUGGAAAAAUGUUUCCCUCUUUCUACGAUGACUAUCCUGGUUUGGAAGUUGAAGCUAAAGCUUUUGCUAUCGAGGGAUGUUCCAGGAAAAAUGCAAGUUUCACCGUCGGUGAUUUGGCCAAAUUUGUAGAUGAAAAGUUCUACGAGUUAACACAAACUGUUAAAACUGGUGAUGAUCUCAUUCGUUUCGAGAAAUCUUGUAGGCUUGAUCUUCGUCGUUGGGGAGCUCGUUUUGAGCCCAACAGUGCCAGACCCUAUUUCGAAGGUCACGAGCGUGCCGAUGUCGUUAUUCAUCGAAAUGAGUUUAUUUCUUAUUUUCUUCAACGUAAAGAUGAAUAUUAUACUAUUAGUGAUGGUGAUCAGCCAAAAUGGAUAAGUCCUACUCAUAAUCCUCGUAUUCUCAUCUUUCACGAUGAGUCAACCUUCAAGAGCGGGGAGGUUUCAGCAAAGCGUUGGAUAAUGGAAGAUCAUACACCUUUCUUCUCGAAAGGUCGAGGUCGUUCACAUAUGAUCUCUGACUUCCUUGUUCAGCACCCGAGUGGACCUUUCUUUUCUCUUUCCGAUGCCGAGUUUCAUAAUGCUGUUGAAAAGUUUCCCUCCCUUUCUGCUCCUAGUGGUUUGAGUUAUUUCAACAACUCAGCCACGGCGGGUAUCAAUGUCGGCCAGGAGGCAUAUUUCAAUAACGAAACGAUUUUAGCCCAAUUCGAACGGUUAUUCAUGCUUCUUCCAUUUAAAGAGGCUUUUAAAGAUCAUAUUGUCGAGAUUAUUGUGGACAAUGCGAAAACACAUUCUGCUAAAAGCUAUAGUAUCAAUGAUUUCAGCAAAGGCAUUGGUACAAAGUGUUCUGUUGAUUCAAUCGAGUACACUGAUGAUAAUGGACAACUUGUCUCUGUCUCAUGUUACUUUUCAAAGGGUCAGCACAAGGGUCUUUCGAAAGGACUUGUCGAAUUAGCCAGAGAUCUGAAAGUACCUAUUUCACCAUCUAUGAAACUGCCAGAAAUUCGAACUCGUCUCUCUACUCAUUCAGCCUUUCAAAACCUCUCGAAACUCGAGUUAUUAGCUAAGAAAUAUCAUGUCAAAGUUAUUUUCUGUCCGAAAUUUCAUUGUGAAUUAAAUAGUAUUGAAGGUCUGUGGUGUGAUAUGAAGAGAUAUAUAAGAGCAUAUAGUGAUCAAACUUUUUCAACAAUGCUUCGUCUCAUUCCCGAAUCUCGAGCCAGUUUCGAAGAGCGCAAAAUACAAAUGAAACUGUUCCGUCGCUUCUGGUGUUCUCUCCAUGCAUAUAGUCGUCAAGGUCAAUCGUAUGAAGAGGUUCUCAAACUCUUCUUUAGUCAUCUGUGUCGUUCAGAUGUUGCUUCUCAUCGAAAAAUUUCAAACAGUAAACUUUCAUAG
Rotaria sp. Silwood2 is the source of this 1761-nucleotide messenger RNA. The record is from the annotation of a GenBank genome assembly. Lineage: Eukaryota; Metazoa; Rotifera; Eurotatoria; Philodinida; Philodinidae.